Trichoderma aggressivum f. europaeum is the source of this 888-nucleotide messenger RNA. RefSeq lists its product as uncharacterized. The transcript has 4 exons. The coding region runs from base 1 to 888 and encodes 295 amino acids. Lineage: Eukaryota; Fungi; Ascomycota; Sordariomycetes; Hypocreales; Hypocreaceae. Gene Ontology annotation, molecular function: oxidoreductase activity. The record is from RefSeq and is a predicted model, not a curated record.
AUGGCAACUCAGAAUGUUGACGAGGCUGUUGUGGCCGGCAACCUCUUCAACGUUGAUGGCCUUGUGGCUUUCAUCACAGGCGGUGGCACUGGUAUUGGUCUCAUGAUGGCGAGAGCUUUGGCCAAAAAUGGUGCUCACAAGGUCUACAUUGGCGGACGACGACUCGACGUACUGGAAGCUGCCGCAGCCUCCCUGGGCGCAAAUGUUGUGCCAGUCAAGUGUGAUGUAACAUCCAAGGAGAGUCUCCAGGCGGCCGUCGAUUUUAUCAAGCAAGACACCGGCUAUCUGAACGUUUUGGUCUGCAACUCAGGCGUUGGUGGGCCUCAGUCCGUCCAGCUUCAGGAGGACACAACACUCGAGGAGUGGGCAGACUCAAACUGGGACAUUAGCUUCGAGGAGCACACUGAUGCUUUUGCCGUCAAUGCCAGCGCCGUCUGGUUCACUGCCAUAGCCUUCUUGAAGCUCCUCGACGCAGGAAACAAGAAGGGCAACUUGGAGCAAAGCUCUCAGAUCAUUGUCACCAGCUCCAUUGCCAGUUUCAACAAGGCAGCUCCAGGAGGCUGGGCGUAUGGCCAAUCCAAAGCUGCAGCAACACACAUAGCCAAGCACCUUUCAGCUGCCCUGCCGAGGUGGAAUAUCCGGGCCAACUGCAUUGCUCCAGGAUUGUUCCCGAGCGAAAUGGCCGCACCCAUCGUUAACCGCUUCAACGAAAACUCGGAUACUCCAGGCAAAGUGCCAGCGCAGUUCAUACCCAUGCAGAGAAUGGGAAAUGAUCAGGAUAUGGCGGGAACUAUUCUGUACUUGAUUUCCAAGUCAGGGGCUUACUGCAACGGGCUGGUCAUUGUCAUCGAUGGAGGUCGACUUUUGCGGUUCCCAUCAUUGUACUAG